Messenger RNA from Penicillium canescens, 1734 nucleotides. RefSeq lists its product as uncharacterized. Bases 1 to 1734 code for a protein of 577 amino acids. NCBI's taxonomy places the organism in Eukaryota, Fungi, Ascomycota, Eurotiomycetes, Eurotiales, Aspergillaceae. The record is from RefSeq and is a predicted model, not a curated record. Gene Ontology annotation, molecular function: nucleic acid binding. The transcript has a single exon.
AUGUUGACUGUUGAAGGUGCACCUCCAUCUCGCACAAUUGCAAUUGAAGUUGCCGUUAACAUUUCUGGUGCUGCUUUGCGAAAGAAAUCGGCUGUCAUGGGUCUCCAGCUUGUGUCGGAAAAUGAGGGACAAGACAUUGUUAAGCAUGUCAAGCGUUGGAUUGAGCACGGGUUCGAUCCAUAUACCUCGUUGACUAAGGAUAUUGCCAAUGCGUAUUUCAAUCUACUCCCUGGAGAUACCCAGCAGCGGCGGCAAAACCUUGGCAUCGGAUGGCAGACCAGUUUCGUGAGGAACAAUAAGGAAUUGUCCGAGCUUUUUAAAGAACCAAAAUUCGAGCGAGACUCAGAAAGAAUACAGAGAGGGCACCAGAACGAUAGCGCCGAGAAGUUCUUUUCGAUAUACAGAGAUUUCAAGCUCCAACACCUGGUCGUUACCGAAGAUGUCCACGCCUUGGCAGAGGCUGCAUAUCGCACCAGCAUAUACAAGAAGACCAACCUAGUAUUUGGUCGACCAAAGAGAACGGCCACGCGAGCCGAAGAACGCCAAUUUUCUUCUGUUAUCCACUGUUGUUCGUCUCGAGGGAGACACCUGCUUCCUUACAUUGUCUGCAGGAGUAAGGAUCCUCCCCAGACCCGGGUUUUUCGAACAAUUACUAUUUCCUCCAACGAGUCAGGCUGGGCUGAGUAUGCACAUGCAUUGGAUUGGCUUAGGAAUAUUUUCGAGCCCAAAACCAGACCUCCACCUCGAUCUGACGGCUCCCCUCGAUGGAGAAUUCUUCUGGUGUCCCGUCGGUUUAGCGUGAGCCCGGAAUUUGAGCAAUAUUGCUGGAAGAAGAGCAUUCUUUGCCUUCCUUUCCCUCAGAAUGACCAGAAAUUCUUCAAUCCAAUGGAGAACAUUGCUCUCGGGGCUAUGAAAGCGAGCUAUACAGAUACGAUGAUGCAGAAGUUUGUGGACAAACAGAAGGUCUCAAUGGAGGUGGAGGACUUCGCCAGAUGGAUACAGGGGGAGAUCAACUCAUCCAAGAGAGCAGAGGAAGCCACAGAGUACUGGCGCAAGAGCUGUCUCAUCCCGCUAGAUGAAGAUCGUCUUCGCAACUGUUUGCAAGGGAAGCGACCUACGGCUGUGCCAGACGAAACAGACUCGAUUGCGAACAGAGGCCCUGGCUUGCCUCGCGCACGCUCCAGAAGUCCUAUGGACCAGACGCCCAUGACAUCAUGUACCCUCAGUGCAGAAUCCACACCUCGGACGAGUGUGUCUCUGCCGAUUCUUCCCACCAUCGAGGUAGGGAAGCGAGAUUCCACCGUCGAGCCAUCAUAUGUGCAAUUCCCCGACAGCCAACAGGAGGACAUUAACCCUUCGACAAACGAUCAUACUGAAGGCGACAGCUCAUCGGACAAUGAGAGCGAAAUCGAGAAUGAUUCAGCCAGUGUCUCUCAUGUCUCUCAAUCGGUGACUCCAUCAAGGACACCACGGCGACCAAAGACCGCGCCGAAGACCCCCAAGUCGGCCAGGCCAAAGUCUCUAGACUCAGAACCGUGUGGUUUAGUCAUGUCUGCCCAAAGGCACUGUGACACCUUGGAUGGGUGCCUUGAUGGGACACCUCGCACCCGAAAAAGAUUGAGGGACGCUCUGAUGAUUGAUCGUUGCGAGUUAGAGAAGGAGAAUGCCCAACUAAAAGCCAAGGUUGAUAUUCUGACGAAAUUUAUGUCUGUUAAGAAGCAGAGGGCUGACUGA